Molecule: messenger RNA, 3068 nt
Organism: Leptinotarsa decemlineata (Colorado potato beetle)
Lineage: Eukaryota; Metazoa; Arthropoda; Insecta; Coleoptera; Chrysomelidae
Product: tripartite motif-containing protein 2
Molecular function (GO): zinc ion binding; protein binding
Source: RefSeq, a predicted model, not a curated record
UCCGAGUUUGAUUAGGUUAAGAAUGGGAUUUGAUUUAUAUUGUAGUUUGGUUUUGUUUUUAUUUAAUCAACGUUGUGUUUUGAUCUUGGGGCUAGCUACAUACAUUGUGACAAACAAUUAAUUUUGAUAUGGUGACUCGGUUAUAUCAAAUUUACUGAUUAUGGCUGUUGAUUGUGUGACUCUAUUGUGGAUCUUCAUUCUCUUGGCUUGUUGGUUUCCGCGUCCAUUGACUGCGGUGUGGGAUGCUCGGAUACCUGAGAUGUGAUAAGGAAUUUCGAGAAACCUGUUGAAGUUUCACGAUACAUGUUCUGCUGCUCUAGACUAACUAGACUGGGGGAGAGGAUGGUGAGCAUGAAUUCAACUUUAGUUGAAACAGUCAGCAUUAAUUAUGAGGAUUUCAACGAAAGUUUUCUUACAUGCGGUACCUGCUUAUAUCGCAUAUGGAAUGGUAUGUAUGAUGGCCAGGAACAUACACCAAAACUUCUUCAAUGUUCUCAUACAGUAUGUUUACAUUGUCUUACUCGAAUAGCUGCGUCUCAGACCAGAGACACUGGUUCUUUUAGGUGCCCAAUAUGCCGAGAAUUAAUCAAUAUACCAAGAGGUGGUGUGUCAGCUCUACCUCCUUCUUUUCUAGUCAAUCAACUGUUGGAUUUGAUGUCCAGACAAAGAAGAGAGGUUAUACCGAAGUGUUCAGUUCAUAUCAAUCAGGAAUUGUUAUUUUGUGAGACAUGUGACACAGUGUUUUGUACAUUAUGUACUGGUGGUUCUCACAAUGAUGCUGCAAAUAGUUGCGAACACACAAUUAUACCCUUCUCUAUAGCCAUCAAGAGGAUGUCAGAGAUUUUGUUGUAUAAGGCAAAUGACUGCAUUUCGAAGUUAACACAGGCUCAAGAAGGGGUGAGUUCAGAACUUAGUAAAUUAGUUUUAGCAAAAGAGUCUUGUUUGGAAAAAAUCGAUGAUACAUUCCAACAAAUGCAGACUCUCAUAGACCAAAGAAAACAAGAACUCAUUGAAAAUGUAAAUACAAUGUACACUGACAAAAAACGAGUAUUGGAGGAACAACAUUCUCUCAUUGAAAAUGAGAAAAAUAAGGUUGAACAAGAAUGUCAAGGCCUUCAAUAUCAAGUAGAAGUCCGCAACAUUACACAACGAAUCGAAAUUUUAUCAGAGAAGUUGGACUCAACUUUGGCACUGGGCGAGCCUCGAGAAAAUUCAUUCUUGACGUGUAAUUUCAACUUGAAUGAUAGUUUGGAACAGAUUCAGCAGCAUCUCAGCGUUUUGGGAAAAGUAAGAACCAGUACAACAUUUCCUAGCCUUUGCACUGCUAAAUUAGAGGAAAAUGUUGUGGCUGGGAUCGAAAAUUUCGUUACUCUCACCACUGUGGAUUACCACGGAAAUGUUCGAAAGACAGGUGGAGAUCCUAUACAAGCUGAACUUCAAUUGGUUACACCAGGAGAGUCGAGCCAAACCUUCCCGGUACGUGUUGUUGACUGUGAUGAUGGUACUUAUAAAACGUAUUUUCGAGCACCCAAAGCUGGUCGCUAUGGAAUUCAAAUAUCUGUGAUCGAUAGACCUAUCAAGGAUAAUCCGUUAUAUUUCGAUGUUUCUGAGCAUAAUAAUCCAGUUUGUAUAUAUGGAACUAAAGGCAGUGGAAAAGAUGAGUUCAUGCAACCUGUAGCAGUUGCUGUAGAUGAGAGAGAUCAGACUAUUUACGUACUCGAUACAGGAAAUUCCAGAAUUAAAGUACUGAAUGAAAAUUUGGAGUUUCUUAAACAUAUUACAAAUGAAGGACUGCUUGGAAGAAGUUGUACAGGUAUCGAUGUUUCAAAUGAUGGUGUUAUCGUAGUUAACUGGAGGACCAAGUAUAUCACUGAGAUGACCAAUAAUGGUGAAACAAUAAAAUCCUUCACUAAUAAUGCUUUUCAAGAGCCAAUCGAUCUGGCAGUUGAUAAGAAUUAUGGUCACAUUUUGGUAGCAGAUAAUGGAAUGAGUUGUGUAUUUGUUUUUGAUGCUGAUGGAAAAAUAUUGUUUCAGGUUGGAAAAAAAGGAACAUUCAGUUUGAUUUCUUCUGUUGCUGUGGGCCCAUUAGGAGAAAUAAUCGUCGCAGAUUCUCGAGUGCAAAUGUUCUCGGCCAAAGGAGAUUUCAUGGAAGUAGUCUAUGAUGAAGGAAAAGGUAAGGGGCGCUAUGGUGGAGUUUCAGUGGAUGCAGACAACAAAAUCCUUCUGACAAGAACUGAACAAAAAGGAAGAUCUUACGUACAGCUUCUCUCUUUGACUGAACACUCUCUAAAUCAGUGUAUAGAUUCCUAUGAUGCUAAACUCAAACGUCCAAGUGGCUUGGCAGUAACUAAUGACAAUCACGUUAUUGUUGUUGAUUUGGGCAACAACUGCAUAAAAAAAUAUCGGUACUGGUGAAAUGUCAUAAUGUAUUUGCUUUUUCAAUUGUUGGCUCCGACAACAUUUACAAAGCUUCAAAUAAGACCUAUCAUCAGUUUUGUAAGAAAAAAAUUUGAUAAAUCUAUUGCAACUGGUUUUAAUCUCUCAAGAGCUGUAAUAUGAGGCGCAACAUUGUGAAGAAUUGAUUGAGCUCUCUAUUUAAAACAUUCAGAUUACUUUAUAAUGGUGCGUCCAAUAUGCAUGAAGGAAUUGAAUAAGAGAUAUGCUGUCGACUUGAAAAUGCCAGUUUUGAUUUGCUUUGUUGGUUCAGGGAAGUUUUUAUUUGCUUUCUACUCAUUUUUUUGUCAUAUGGGUCCAGUUUUAGUUUUUCAAAGUGGCUCUACUCUAGAUAUAACCAUUCUUAGAAAUAUAAAAAUAAACCAUGCUAAUGAUAUGAUGUUUUUUACAUCAAGUUGAAUAUCAUAUAACUGGAACCUCUCGUAUAAAAUGAAUCUAUUGAAAACUCUUUUCCCUUGGAAUAAAAAUACUGCCUCUUGUCUUACGUUUUACUGUUUCGCAUCAUCAGUAGAUGGCUAAAAUACAUGAGUUUUAGUUAUAUUCUGAUGACACUAACUUAGUUAACGAAAUGCAUGUCAAGGGAUAGUAUUUUUGUUCUGCUAUAGGAAAAAUGU